GGGAAAAGGAAGAGGCGGAGGGGGGCGAUCCCAGAAGAUGGCGGAGGCGGGGGAUUUCUGGUAGGUCCUGUUUUAGGACAAGAUGCUGUACUGUUGAAACGCCAGUCUAAUUUGAUUCACAGACAAUUGGCUUUUCUGCUGGGAAACCAAUUUUUUUUUUUUUUUGGCUGGCUUACUGAACUUAUGAAACCAUGGCAGAAGGAAAGACAGAGUCACCUGGGCCCAAAAAGCAUGGCCCCUAUAUCUCAUCUGUGACUAGCCGGAGUGUGAAUUUGAUGAUUCGAGGAGUAGUGCUAUUUUUUAUUGGAGUAUUUCUUGCAUUAGUGUUAAAUUUACUUCAGAUUCAGAGAAACGUGACACUCUUUCCACCUGAUGUGAUUGCAAGCAUCUUUUCUUCAGCAUGGUGGGUACCACCGUGUUGUGGCACAGCUUCAGCUGUGAUUGGGUUGUUGUACCCCUGCAUUGACAGGCAUCUAGGAGAACCACAUGACUUUAAGAGAGAGUGGUCAAGCGUAAUGCGGUGUGUGGCCGUCUUUGUCGGCAUAAACCAUGCCAGCGCUAAAGUGGAUUUUGAUAACAACAUACAGUUGUCUCUUACACUGGCUGCACUGUCCAUUGGACUGUGGUGGACUUUUGAUAGAUCUAGAACUGGCUUUGGCCUUGGAGUAGGAAUUGCUUUCUUGGCAACGUUGGUCACACAACUGCUAGUCUACAAUGGUGUUUAUCAAUAUACAUCUCCAGAUUUUCUCUAUGUUCGUUCUUGGUUACCUUGUAUAUUUUUUGCUGGAGGCAUAACAAUGGGAAACAUUGGCAGACAACUGGCGAUGUAUGAAUGUAAAGUUAUCGCAGAAAAAUCUCACCAGGAAUGAAGAAAGCAAAAAUAUAUUUUUUGUACA
This is a messenger RNA of Rhinolophus ferrumequinum (greater horseshoe bat), 896 nucleotides long. RefSeq names its product insulin induced gene 2 (gene INSIG2). The record is from RefSeq and is a predicted model, not a curated record. Gene Ontology annotation, cellular component: endoplasmic reticulum; SREBP-SCAP-Insig complex. Bases 192 to 869 code for a protein of 225 amino acids. Gene Ontology annotation, biological process: SREBP signaling pathway; cholesterol biosynthetic process; cellular response to insulin stimulus. NCBI's taxonomy places the organism in Eukaryota, Metazoa, Chordata, Mammalia, Chiroptera, Rhinolophidae. The transcript is spliced from 6 exons.